Messenger RNA from Schistocerca gregaria, 3017 nucleotides. RefSeq lists its product as uncharacterized. Gene Ontology annotation, molecular function: protein binding; protein serine/threonine kinase activity. Gene Ontology annotation, cellular component: nucleus. Lineage: Eukaryota; Metazoa; Arthropoda; Insecta; Orthoptera; Acrididae. Bases 56 to 2980 code for a protein of 974 amino acids. The record is from RefSeq and is a predicted model, not a curated record. The transcript is spliced from 2 exons. Gene Ontology annotation, biological process: DNA damage checkpoint signaling; telomere maintenance; protein phosphorylation.
CUCGGACGCGAUUUUGGGGUUGUCUUAUUUCCGGUCGGAGAAGUCGGUGGAGGACAUGGUUGUGGAUUGUCAGGCGUCGGGUCUGUGGAGCGACGCGCUGGUGGUGCUGGACCAGGCGUUGAAUCAGGCGUUGGACUCGAGGACGAGGGAGAGGUUUGAACUGAACCGGCUGGAGUGCCUGAAGGAGCUGGGUCUUUUCGACCAGAUGCUGCGCGUGGUGGAGAGUUCGAUGGCGGAGGAGGCGACGAAGUGCGGAGAGGGUCGCGCGACGAGGCACGUUUCGCGCGUGUGCUCGUACGGGAUAUUGGCGGCGUGGCGAAUGGGGAGGUGGUCGCUGGUGGAGGGGCUGUGGGAGAGGGCGAGCAAGUUGGAAGGAGUCGUACCGAAGUUGGACUUUGACGCGUCGAUAGGCGGGAUUUUAGUCUCGCUGAGAAAGAGGGACAGGAAGAAGUUCGACGAGGGGGUGUGGCAGCUGCGAAGCGAGCUGGUUCGCCCCCUGGUGGCGGCUUCGUUCGAGUCGUACCAGAGGGCGUACCCGACGAUGGUGAAGCUUCAAAUGCUGAACGAGCUGGAGGAUUGCUGGGAGCUGCUGUGUCGGUCGCCCGGUCGCGCGGGGUCGUCGGGGGGUCGGGAGAAGGGCGAGAUAUACCGGCACUGGAGGGGGAGGAUUUUGGCGUUGCAGAAGAGCUUCAAGGCGAGGGAGCCCGUGCUGUCGCUGAGGGUGGUGAUGUUGGAGCUGGAGGGGUCGGAAGAGGAGGCGAGCGAGGCGUGGAUGCAGCUGUCGAGGUCGGCCAGGAAGGGCGAGAGAUACCAGCUGGCCCAAUACGCGCUGCUGAAAGCGGGUCGGUACAACGAGCUGGCUCGGGGGAUCGAGGCGGCGAAGCUGCUGUGGAACUGCAAGAGGGAGACGCUGGCGCUGCUGGAGGUGAGGAAGGUGAUUCGCGCGUGCUCGGCGACGAGUCAGGCGGAGCGGGGCAGGGAGCCGGACGAGGCGACGAACAUAGGGUACAGGAACAAGGCGCUGUUGUUGAGCGCGCGCUGGAUGGAGGAGAACGAGUACUCGGUGUCGACGGUGGUGGAGGUGUACGGUCGGGUGACGUCUUCGAGCCGGGACGCGAAGGGCAGCUACCUGCACGGGAUGUACUUGGACAAGUUGGUGACGGAGUACAAGAGGGGGAUGUUUGGCGACGGCGAGGCGACGGAGAGGGUGUCUCAGUAUUGGCAGUGCGUGCCGCACGUGUUUUUGAUGUACGCGAGGUCGCUCAGGAGCAGCAUGGUCUACCUGGACCAGGUGUUGCCGAGGAUUUUGACGAUUUGGCUGGACGUGGCGGGGGCGUACCAGGACUACCUGUUGGACGCAAAGUGGAGGAAGGGGGCCUCGCUGCAGUGCGACGCGGCGGGGCGGCUGAAGGAGGGGUACGCGGCUUGCAAGAGGACGAUGGAGGAGCUGUUGCUGAACCUGCCGGCGCUGAAUUGGUUUGCGGCCUAUCCGCUACUCGUGUCGAGCAGCGCGCACCGAAACAAGGACGUGGUGGAGUUCCUGAUCAGGGUUUUGCUGCACACGCUGCGACACCACCCCGACAGGGCCGCCUGGUACCUGGUACCGAUGAAGCACUCGACGACGAAGGAGAGAGUUGGCGCGUACAGAGAGCUCCUGAGGCGCUCCAGGGCCUCGGUCGGAGAGGGCCGCUGGCGGAACUGCGAUUUGCACGGGUACAUGCUGAGCAUGGAGCGCCUGGUGGCGAUGCUGCUGGAGGUUUGCAACUGGGAGAUCAAAUCGAACAGUCUAUCCAAGGACGGAAAAUUUUCUCUCUCUCAAGUUUGUCCAGCUCUGGCGUCGCUGGAUAUUCCGGAGCGGGUCAUGAUUCCGGCUCGGGGCCAGCCAUGUGCGGCUCAAGCGCUCCCUGUCUACCUGCGCGGGUUCUCUAAGGACCUGCUCGUGAUGAAGUCGAAGCAGAAGCCUCGCCGCAUCAAGAUGAAGGGCGACGACGGGAUGGAAUACCCGUUCCUGUGCAAGUCGGGCGACGAUCUCCGUCGGGACGCCCGCGUCAUGGAAUUCAACAUGCUGGUAAACAAGUUGCUGAAGAAGGGCGUCGAACCCCGCAAGCGCGACCUGCAAAUUCGCACCUACUCUGUAAUCCCCUUGGAGGAAAAGAAAGGCCUUCUGAGCUGGGUGCUAAACACUCGGUCCCUCAAGGAGGUCGUCGGCCAAAUGAUGAAGCUAGAAGGAAAAGAUCUAAAGGCCCUGAUCAAUAAGGUAGCCUACGAAUACUACCAAAAAGAGAACCAAGGAAGCGAAUGGGUCGUCCAAUACGUCAACAAAAUUUUACCUCUAUUCCCCUCCGUGCUUUGGAAGUGGUUCGGCUUCCAAUUCCCCGAACCCUCUUCUUGGCUUCGCGCCAGAACUCGACACACUCGCACCACCGCGGUCAUGUGCAUGGUCGGCGCCGUGCUGGGCCUAGGCGACCGACACUGCGAGAACAUUAUGCUCGACGUCGAAACGGGCGACUGCGUCCACGUCGACCUAAACUGCAUCUUCUACCAGGGACUCGAACUCAAGGUCCCGGAAAUCGUCCCCUUUCGACUCACCCACAACAUCGUCGACUCCUUCGGCGUCACGGGGUACAACGGCGCGUUCAGAAGGGCGUGCGAGCUCACCAUCUCCACGCUCCGCACCAACAAAAAUGCCCUCAUGAGCGUCCUGGAAGCCGCCAUUCACGACCCGCUGUUGUCCAGGGAACGACCGCCCGCCUCGAGGAAGAAGACCCCGGCCACCAUCCACGAGAUGCACAACAGGGAAAUCCUAGAAAUCCUCGACAACGUGUCAGGACGCAUCGACGGGCUGCGCCCCAGCCCGUACAUCAAGGAGGAAUCGCUCCUCCCCCUCUCGAUCGAGGGACACGUGGACACGCUCAUCAAGGAGGCGACCUCCAUAGAGAGGCUGUGCAAGCUCUAUAUCGGCUGGAACCCAUUCAUCUGAUGUCACACACACAUAAAAAAAAAACAGUACAUGUCGC